AGUUCGCGGGACCGUGCAUCAUAAGUGAGCGCGCACUCCAUACGACGCCAUUGUGAUAAUCGCUCGAAAGCAAUAGAUAAGGCCAAGCGUGUGGUGGUGCCGUCGUACAGCAAGGACUGAGAUAAGAUAAGCAAACGGUCGUCCAGCAAAAGCGGAUCGUACGGCCGUGGUUUGCCCCCGGGGGUUGUUCUGCAGAUAGUCAUUGUGCGGCCUAUCAGCGCCAGUGUUGUUUUGGACGGAUCUCGGUGACUAGGAAAAGCUUCUAGAAAUUCUUCCAUCAUGAGGAACCUUCUGAUCGAUCAGAUCCGCGAAGAUGGGUUCGCCGUGAUCGAUGACUUUCUGACAGCGGACGAGAUACAAGAUCUGUUAAAGAACGGCCAGAACCUCCACAAGGAUGCACCGAAGGAAGAGCGGAAAGUGUUCAGCGCGAACGCGGACGGCAAAUCGGCCCAAAGCCGGGAGCAAUAUUUCCUCGACAGUGCGGACAAGGUGCGAUAUUUCUUCGAGGAAGGUGCCGUUGGUGAAAACGGUGAGCUACUGGUCGAUCCAUCGAUUGCGCUGAACAAGGUGGGACAUGCCCUGCACACGGAACAUCCAGCGUUCGAGGACAUCACGUUUUCGAACCGCGUGAAGGAGGUAUGCUGGCAGCUUGGAUUCCGACGACCGGCCGUAGCGCAGAGCAUGUACAUCUUCAAAAAUCCGGGCAUUGGCGGUGAGGUAAAGUCACAUCAGGAUGCCACCUACCUCUACACCGAACCGAGCACAACGAUCGGCUUCUGGAUACCGCUCGAGGAUGCGACACUCCAGAACGGGUGUCUGCACUUUAUCAAAGGUUCCCACAAAAGCGGUGUCCACCGACGAUGGAUCCGCAAUCCGGACAAGAGUGCCGACGAACUGCUCGUCUACGAUCGGCCGGCACCGCUCUACCCGCAGUCCAACUUUGUCGCCGUACCGGUAAAGGCCGGUUCAUGCGUCCUCAUCCACAGCCAGGUCGUGCACCGGAGCGAGGCAAACAAAUCCGAACGUAGCCGGCACGCGUACACCUUCCACGUGAUCGAAACCGAAGACUGUGAAUAUUCCAAAGAAAACUGGCUCCAACCGACGGAGGAACGCGCAUUUCCGGUGCUGUACGAACGUAAAUAGGCGCUUCGGCAGGCAGAAUUGUUGUUUUAGAAUUUAAGUUGUCGCAUUCCCAUCAUCCAACAGCAAACAGAUGAUGCGGCCGCGAAUUGUCUCUCUGUAAUUUACGUACAUGUACAACUUUUUUUUCUGCGUGCGAGUGUUUGAGUGUAUAAUCUUUUUUGUAACCGAUCAUGUAACGCAACCGAUCCUUAGGCUCUCGCUCCGUGCCAUAGAUGUUUAUUUACACUUCGGCGUUUAGCGAUCGGGGCUGGUCUCCGUGGUACACGCCUGGUGUCUUUUGCCGUGUAGCCCGGUAGCGCUGAUCGCAAACGCACCCCCGAAGGUAACUGCACCGGAAUUAAGCUACGUAGCAAAAUGUGAAUAAAACAACUAUUAAAUUGCUAAUUACAUGAA
Messenger RNA from Anopheles moucheti, 1536 nucleotides. RefSeq names its product phytanoyl-CoA dioxygenase domain-containing protein 1 (gene Phyhd1). Bases 280 to 1143 code for a protein of 287 amino acids. NCBI's taxonomy places the organism in Eukaryota, Metazoa, Arthropoda, Insecta, Diptera, Culicidae. The record is from RefSeq and is a predicted model, not a curated record. The transcript has 3 exons.